GUCCGAGUUCCCAAGCUGAUCGGGUUGGAGCAAUGCCCAACAUUGCAGUCAUCGGUGCCGGGGUCAAUGGUGUUGCCAGUGCCAUUAGGCUGCUGGAGCACUACGUGCAGGAGGCAAGGAGGCCGAUAAGGGUAACGAUUAUAUCGGAGGACUUCACGCCGAACACCACGGGAGAUGGCUCGGCGGGUCUCUGGGGUCCCUACCUUCUGGGCGGCACUUCACAGUCGAAAGUCCACAAGUGGUCGAGGAGCAUGCACCGGUUUCUGGAGCAGAUCUGGCUGAGCGAGGAUGCCGCGGAGGCGGGGGUCUGUCUACUGCCCUGCAUCCGGCUGACCACCUCAACGGUGGACACGGUUGGUGAUUUCUGGCGCGACAUUGUCUACGGCGCCGUUGAUCUGUCCAAGGACCAGCUGGCUGCCUACAACAAAGGUCGCAGCUAUAUGUUCACGUCAGGCAUAUCCUUCGUGACCUACACCUCGGAGCCAGUUAAACUCCUGCCGUACUUGAUGAAGCGAUUCAUUCGCAAUGGCGGCCUAGUUGUCCGGCAAAGGAUAACAGACUUGGAGGCUUUUAUCGCCGAUUCCGAGUACGAUGUGAUAGUCAAUUGCACCGGACUGGGCUCCAGGAGCCUACUGAAUGACGAUCAGAUGUACGCAGUGCGGGGACAAGUGUCCCGGGUGAAGGCGAGUUGGAUUUUCUCGGCCGUGCUGGACGAGAGCGAUGAUGGCAACUACAUUAUACCCAACACCGAGAGCGUUGUCCUGGGCGGAACCCAUCAGGAGCGGGACUACAACACCCAGGUCUGCCAGCAGGACAGGCGGAUGAUUGUGGAUGGCUGCCGGCGGUACAUUCCGGGUCUGGAGCACACGGAGUGCCUCCACGACUGGGUGGGUCUCCGCCCGGGUCGCACCCAACUCCGGCUGGAGGCCGAGCGACGCGGACGCAAGCUCCUCGUCCACAACUAUGGACAUGGCGGCAGUGGAGUCACUUUGUGCUGGGGCUGUGCCGACGAGGUCCUCGAUAUCCUGCUGGCCGCCCAGAGCGGCGCCAAACUUUGAGUCACUUUGCCCAGCUAGACUCAUUCGAACUCCAAUAAUACAGUGCUUGUAGAAAAUUUGCAGUGAGAAACAUCUUUGUCUACAUAGUAAGAAAUCAUUCAUAUAUAUUCAUUCUAUAUUCAAAUCUAUUUGAUAUUAUAAAUUUAUCAGAAA
This is a messenger RNA of Drosophila erecta, 1211 nucleotides long. RefSeq names its product D-aspartate oxidase (gene Daao2). The transcript has 4 exons. Lineage: Eukaryota; Metazoa; Arthropoda; Insecta; Diptera; Drosophilidae. Gene Ontology annotation, molecular function: FAD binding; D-amino-acid oxidase activity. The coding region runs from base 33 to 1058 and encodes 341 amino acids. The record is from RefSeq and is a predicted model, not a curated record.